Messenger RNA from Hydractinia symbiolongicarpus, 2410 nucleotides. RefSeq lists its product as uncharacterized. The transcript has 4 exons. The record is from RefSeq and is a predicted model, not a curated record. NCBI's taxonomy places the organism in Eukaryota, Metazoa, Cnidaria, Hydrozoa, Anthoathecata, Hydractiniidae. The coding region runs from base 673 to 1506 and encodes 277 amino acids. Gene Ontology annotation, molecular function: calcium ion binding.
CUAUGAAAACAUAAAGGGCCGGGGCGAGGUUGGAAUUUGCAGCGUUAAUGUAUUUUUUUAAAUAUGUGUUUUUGUGUCCUGUAAAAAUGUAUCUUAUAGAGUCAAACAUGUUCACCAAAAAGUAUAUUGCAUUGUUAUAGAAAGGUACUACAUAAAAAUGAUAUUUGUCAUUAGCAUCUAGAAUUAUUAUUUCUGAAGGUAACUGUUUGUUUUGUGUCCAGAAUUUAAAUGUGCCAGUUUAGUAUUUUUCUCAUUUUGGGAAGUAGCAGGGUACUUGGUCUGCGUUUUGCGCUUGUCGCGAUUGCGCCGAUCAUGACAUUCUGUGUUUUAUUAUCUGAUCGGCUCGGAUAGAUUUGAUUACUUCUUUUGUUUUAUGGGGAUCAAAAAUAACAUAGGAACAGAGAAGGAAAUGGCGAAGGGGUAAGACAGUGCAGUCAGACUGGUAAAACUGUGAUGUGAAGGAAAUACUAGCUAAUGUGAUACUCCUAAAUGUAGAUGAACGUUUUUUAAUCAUCAUGUCUGGAAAUCCUGUUCUAGGUACAGCAAGUGAAAAGUUAUGUGCUUAAGGGAAGCAGAAGCAAGUACUGACUUUAUUAAAAUAUCUUCAAAGCAGAAAUUCCAAAUGAACGCCAAGGACCCUUUCUUUUGGCUGGAGAUGUAAACCAAGCUGCCAUGUUUGCUGCGCAUUGUUUUCAAGAGAUUUCAGACCAUGACAUGGAAGUGAUUAAGAAAAUCUUAGAAUGUAACUGGGAAGAUGAAUUGCAGAUGGUUGCAAAUUUACUUCAAAAUCCGUUUUUAAUUCCAGAGGACAUUCGCAUUGACUGCUUGAUACGCGGUUUAAAUGAUAUUGAUACACCGUAUUAUAUUUUAUCUGCUGCAUUAGGUGUACAAAGACUACAGUUAAACGAAACAGAUGAACUGGAGUUGCUGAAGUGUUUAAGAUCAGUCGUCUUUAACGAACAAGGUGUCAUCUCCAUGAGAGCUUUCAUUGCACUACAACCACAUCUGAAAUAUCCCACAGACAAUGAUUUGUUUGUUAAAAUUUUAAAUAUGCCAAAAUCUUCACUACACGAUAGUGCACUGUCAUGGAUGGUGUUACAAACUAAUGAUAAAAAAGACUUGCUUAGCACACUACAAAAAGGGAAUGUACCAGAUCAUUUAGUUUCAAUGGCAGAGAAAAAAAUGGAUGAACACUGUGAAAGUUUGGCUCAUGGUGAAGAAUCUCCUGUGUCAAUUGAAGUAUUUGACUAUAUACCAAACUUGAUUGAUUUCGAAGCUAUGCUGGACAAAGAAGAAACGCUGGCUGAAUUUUUUGAGGACUUGGAUACUGAUAACAAUAACAAACUUUCAGCAGAUGAAGUGAAAACAUUCUUAGAAGAUAUUGGGAAAGAUGUAGAUAUUGAAGAAAUAGUAAAAGAAAUGAAGUCGCUUGGUGUAGGUGAUGAUUGCAAAAUUGAUAAAGACGGUUUUAUUGAAAUGAUGUUCCCAAAAUUUAAUAUCCAGUGAAUGGUAAAAUGUUUAAUCAGCGAAUAUAUACUGUGCCAAAGAUUAGCCAUUUAGAUUGAAUACAGUGAACACAGUAGCUGUUCUACAUUUUGUUCUGAUUUGCAGUCGAACUGUAUUAUACUCAACCAGUCUAUUCCGACCGUUGGAAUUUUGCAUCGAUUUGUAACAGGUUCUGUGAAAAUUAGUCUUAGAAAAAGGCACGUAUUUUUCUCUGUAUGUUUUUAUUCUUAGAACCUUAUUUUGCAUAUAUAAAUCAAUAUUUUGAUUUUUGAUUUUUAAAAGGCAAAAGAAUCAUUUCGUGUUUAAAAAUGUCCUCGUGUAGUUUCCGUUAUUGGUCUUUGUUCUUGCCAUUAGGUCAACGGCUUGAAGUAACCAAUUUAACCUUUUUCUCAAGACAAAACCUGUUUCUAAUUCUGUUUUGUUAGUUUUUGCUUGUACAGAGCUCUACUUCUGAAUUGCGAUUAUUUAGUUAUGAAUAAGAUUUAUACAUAUUAUAUAUAAUAUUAACUAAAAAACUAACUUUAUUUUAACUGGUGUGUGGUGCUGUAAUGUAAAUGCUUAAGAUAUUGCAUCCUCUCAAAAAUUAAUUUUGUUGAUCAGCAAGAAAAUCUGGGAAUUUUAACAUAUAUUAUUUAGAUUUUUUUUAUUUAUCUCGCUACUAGACUUUAUAUUUAUUUUUCUUUAAAUUACAGCGAAGCAUAUAUUUUUUUAAAAUUACCUCGUAUCAGUUCGUUGUGAUCCACUAAAGUGGUCCUUGUGGUGGCAAUUAUUUUCUCGUCAUGUGGUUGCCUUUGAUGCACUUAUAGUUAUUUUUGCAUUUAGUAUUAUCUAGGAGGAUGGAAAUAGAGAAGGAGAAUCCAAUUCUGUAUUGUUUUUAAUAACAAUGGAAUCAUAGGCUCGUGUA